This is a messenger RNA of Cyprinus carpio (common carp), 2915 nucleotides long. RefSeq lists its product as uncharacterized. Gene Ontology annotation, cellular component: PcG protein complex; transcription regulator complex. Gene Ontology annotation, biological process: regulation of transcription by RNA polymerase II. Gene Ontology annotation, molecular function: RNA polymerase II cis-regulatory region sequence-specific DNA binding; DNA-binding transcription factor activity, RNA polymerase II-specific. NCBI's taxonomy places the organism in Eukaryota, Metazoa, Chordata, Actinopteri, Cypriniformes, Cyprinidae. The record is from RefSeq and is a predicted model, not a curated record.
UAUAACAUUAUUUAUUUUUUGGCUUUAUUUAUUGUUGAUUUUGGCAAAUCUGCUUCUUUCACUUAGACAUUCAUGUUACACAUUCAGCAAUAAAUGCUAAAGUGAAGACAAGCAUCAAGUCAUCAGGAAGAGCUGAAAUCUGCAAAGACUGAGUUUAUUAAAGAGGACAGAGAGAAGAUGAGAGAUCCAGAACCCUGCAGAAUCAAACACACUGAAGAUACUCGAGAACUAACAGGGUUAACUGAAGAAAAUGAGGAGAAUGAAGAAUCAAGUGAAGUUGAGAAAAAACAUGCUAAAACUGGAGAAAAACCCUCAAGUUGCUCUCAAAACAAAGAGAAAGAUUUAAAGAAAAUAAGAGCCAAGAAAUCUUUCACCUGCACUCAGUGUGGAAAGAGUUUCACACGCAAAACAAGUCUUGAGCGUCACAUGAGAGUUCAUACUGGAGAGAAACCCUUCACAUGUGAUCAGUGUGAGAAGAGUUUCACACAAUCGGUAAGCCUUAAGCAUCACACGAAGAUCCACACUAGAGAGAAACCACACAAGUGUUCACACUGUGACAAGAGAUUCAUUAGGUCAGGAACCCUGAAAAUACAUGAGAGGAUUCACACUGGAGAGAAACCGUACACAUGUGAUCAGUGCGGGAAGAGUUUCACAAUAAAAGGAAACCUUACAGCACAUAUAAAGGUUCAUACUGGAGAGAAACCAUUCACUUGUGAUCAAUGUGGGAAGAGUUUCACAAAAUCAUCAGCCCUUAAAGAACAUAUGAACAUUCACACUAGAGAGAAACUGUACUCAUGUGAUCAAUGCAGCAAAACAUUUUUGUGGGCUUCAGACCUGAAGAAUCACCUGAGAGUUCAUACAAAGGAGAAACCACAUUCAUGUUAUUUGUGUGGAAAGAGUUUUUCAUUUCUGCAAAAUUUGAAAGCACAUCAGAAAAUACAUACUGGUGUGAGAGAGUACAUGUGCUUUGAGUGUGAAAAGACUUUUAGUUCAGCAAAGUGUUUAAAACGGCAUGAGAGGAUUCACUCUGGAGAGAAACCUUACAAGUGUUCACACUGUGACAAGAGAUUCAGUGAUUCAGGAAAUCUGAAAACACAUGAGAGGAUCCACACUGGAGAGAAACCGUAUCACUGCACUGAAUGUGGGAAGCCUUUCAAUCGUUCAUCUGCUCUACACAGACAUAGAAAAAACAAUCACAGUAUGUAGAUCAUCUUCAGAUCCAGCACUUUCAGAUCUGAUGCUGCAAUAAUUCAUCAAGCAAUAAAAUAUCAUCUGGAUAAAUCUGUUCUAACCAGUCGUUAAAAGUGACAUGACAAAGAAACAUUAUCUAAAGUUUUCACAGUGCCUCCCCAAAGAACAAUGUCACAAAGUUUUAUUCUUGUAUGAUAUUUUGCUUUAUGAUAUAAAUUAUAUUAUUGUGUUUUCUUAUGAGUUUCAUGCGAGUUUUAUGAGUUAUGAGUUUUGUGUUCAGUUAUCUUCUACUGCAUGUAUCACUUGUACUGUGAGAUUCAGAUCAACUCAAAAGCUCUAUUCAGACGGUAAAUAUUUCUCCUGACACCUUGAGAUUGAAAUAAAAUGAUAAUGAUGGACUCGUGAAGCAGUAGAAGUUCACAUCAUUUCUGUGAUGUGAAGCUCAAGUAUGAUGUGCCUGCUCUCUCCAAAGUGUUUUUUUCCCUCCAUUUCUGUCUCCGAUUGAGUUUUGGUUCCUCGCUACUGUCACCUUUGUCUUGCUUAUUUGAGGGACAUUUAAUUUCUAACUGAACUGAGCUGGAAGAUAACAUAACUGAAUCAAAAAUGAACUGACCUACACUGGAAAACUGACUGUUCUCUGUUGUCCUCUUGCAUUAUCAGCAACAAGUUUUUUUUCCUGUUUAACACUGUAAAGCUGUUUUGACACAAUCUGUAUUGUAUAAAGUGCUAUAAAUAAAGGUGACUUGACUCGACAAUCUGAUGAUUCACAUUGAUCUGUAACAGUCUGCAAUCGUGAGAGCUCACUAAAUGCUUUUGUGCUGAAUUAUUUUGCAGGGAGGAAGAACUCGCAGCACAGAGAGGAAAUUGUGAUGAUUCCAAUAUUUUAUUUAUUUCUUUUUUUAAUCUCUCAAUCACAGUAUCCAGGUGGUGAAGACAAGAAAAAAUAAAAAAAUACAAUUACAGUUGCAAUCACCACCUGCACUCUCCUCUACAUCUUUGUCACUUGCAGUCAACACAAAUCGUGUGUGUUGCCAAUGGAGACGAGAUGCUGUGGUGGUUCUCUUUCAUAGGUUCACUUAUGCUGCGAUAGUGUUUGCUAUGGGAACACCUCCAGUGUGACGUAUAUCUGAAGCCCUUGUACCAUCACACCAUUUAUUGGGCAGUAGCACCUAGCACCACCCUGAGAAUAAAUCAUGUAUAUGUUCAUAUCAGUGUGUUCAUCAGAUUUCUUCAUCUUAAGGAAGUGGAUUAUCUGUUGCAUUUUGUCAUGUUCUUAGCUACUUUUUAAGAGUAGUUUUCACUCCUCUCAAGCGGACACAAGCUACAGAUAAUGCAUCGAUCUGUGCAACAGGUUUAUUUGUGUCGAUUGCAAGUGAUGUUGCAGGUAGUACAUUGCAAUUUUGUUUAUUUUUUUCAUGUCUUCACCACCUGGCUACUUGUUUAAAAUGUUUUGAGAUUCAGUAAAAAAAAAAAAAAAAAAAAAAAAACUAAAUAAAAGUGACGUCACUUGCAGAAGCACAGGUGUCUGAGAGGGCAAGUGCAUGUCUGCUGCCAGGCCCCAUUGUCCUCUAAAACCACUGGGAAUCCGCAUUGUCAUUACAACAUAUAGAUUUCCAGAAACAACCUUUUCGGCAUGAUGUGCCAUUUUUAAUUUUACUUGUAAACCACUGUGCCAACCCUAACUAAACUCAGCUUCAUUGUUUGUAGAGAGAGACAAUUUACAC